AACGCUUUAUAUUUUUCUUCAUAUAUUCAGCGUUUUGAUACACACUCUCUCUCUCUCUCUAAACUUCCCUUGUGAGUCAUGGAAGAAGAAUUCUCAUAUGCGAGCACCGCCGAGUUAGUGGAGGCUGCUUCAGACUUUGCAUACCAUUCCGGUUUUCAGUCCGACUCUUCAGCGAAGGACUUCCUUGAUCGUUUCCCUCUUCCUGUCAUCAUUAAUGCUUUACAAACCAAAGCAGAUGUGCCUGGCCUUGAAAAUGAUUUGGUUGCUUGUCUAGAAAGGAUAUUUAGAACUAGAUAUGGGGCCUCCCUCAUCCCACAAUACAUGCCUUUCGUAGUUGGUGGUCUUGGGGCAGAUUCUCAAAGAGUCAGAUGUUUAGCUUGCAAAACAGUUUCUUGCCUCCUGGAGAAUGAUACUGAUGUUGCGGUGCAGCUAGUUCAAGAUUAUGAUCUAUAUCCACUUAUGCUUAAUUGCCUCAUUGAUGGCGAUGAACGAGUCGCCACCGCAUCAAUGGAUGCGAUUAAGAAUUUGGCUGGCUCUUCAAAGGGCAUGGAGAUCAUCUUCCCAGCUAAUAGCAAUGAAACCACUCACCUCAGAAAUUUGGUGGCACGAUGCUCAUCAUUGGGACGAGUACGAAUUUUGGCUUUGUUGGUGAAGCUAUUCUCUAUUUCUACUGCUGUGGCGUCGACGAUUUACAAUUCAAAUCUUCUUAGUUUAUUAGAGACAGAAGUUAGCAAUGCGAGUGAUGCACUUGUUACUUUGAGUGUUUUGGAGCUCUUUUAUGAGUUGGCAGAAAUUCCGCACAGUACAGAGUUCUUGUCAAGAACCACCCUUCUUCAAUUACUUAGUUCUAUGAUCAGCAAUGCAUCAGUGGAAUCGAUUAUAAGAUCAAGAGCAAUGACGAUUAGUGGAAGGCUUCUCUCCAAGGAGAAUACUUAUAUGUUCAUUGAUGAAUCUAGUGUUAAAGCUGUUAUUUCAGCCAUCGAUGGAAGGCUCGGGUUAUUGAAAAGUCAAGAUGCAGAUGAAUGUGAAUCCGCACUUGAAGCAUUGGGCCAGAUUGGAUCAUCAAUCCAAGGAGCAGCAUUGUUACUCUCAAGUGCACCACCUGCUGCUAGACAUGUUGUUGAUGCUGCUUUUGUUCGUCAAGGACAUGGUAGACAGUUGGCUGCUUUGCAUGCUCUUGGAAACAUUUGUGGAGAAACUCGAUCAGAAAACAACAUACUGCUGAAUGGUGACACAGAAGAAAGCCUUAGGCGCUUGAUAUAUGAGACAGCAUCCAAGACUUCAAAGCUAACACCAGCAGGCCUCAUUCCAUCAGUACUUCAACAAGAUUCAGAAAUUCGUGUGGCGGGUUAUAGAUUAAUCACAGGAUUGGUGGCUCGGUCAUGGUUCCUGAUGGAGAUUUGCUCGAGAGAGGAGAUACUAAGUAUAGUGACUGAUACAUAUACUGAAACCACCAAGAUAGGUAUGGAAGCUAGACAUAAAUGUUGCCAGGCAAUCCGCAAGGCCUUUAUGUCAAGUAAACUAAGCAGUGAUCCCGCACUUGGUGGAAUAGCUGCAAAGUUGCAUGAAGCUGUUCAAAGGGGUCCAUACCUCGCAGGAAAGCAUUCUGAAUCGCAACCUGCAGUAAUGACUGCAGAGAGAUUUUAACUUCUGACUUAACAUAAAACUAUAGGGACCUUACAGGUGACAGAAUUUGUGAAUUUAUACUUCACAUGUCUGUAAUAGAAUAGGCUCUCAAAAAUCCACCGGAACUAAAACAAUACAUAGGGCUGGAUCCUUUACAUGAAUAUGAAGCACUGGAUAUCUAACUAUGAUAAGGGCCUUGUAAGAUCAAUUGUGCAAUAACCUCUCCAAAGACGUUUUAUUUUAUUCUGAAGUUUUUGACUCGAAAAAGUUGUUCUUAUCAAUUAUGAGAAACAUUAAAGAAAAUUAUCAAUGUUGUGUCUUUUUAUA
Messenger RNA from Cornus florida, 1953 nucleotides. RefSeq lists its product as uncharacterized. Lineage: Eukaryota; Viridiplantae; Streptophyta; Magnoliopsida; Cornales; Cornaceae. The transcript is spliced from 17 exons. The coding region runs from base 79 to 1647 and encodes 522 amino acids. Gene Ontology annotation, cellular component: cytosol. The record is from RefSeq and is a predicted model, not a curated record. Gene Ontology annotation, biological process: proteasome assembly.